Messenger RNA from Haliotis rubra (blacklip abalone), 1647 nucleotides. Its product is annotated as cytochrome P450 2B5-like. Gene Ontology annotation, biological process: xenobiotic metabolic process. Gene Ontology annotation, molecular function: heme binding; oxidoreductase activity, acting on paired donors, with incorporation or reduction of molecular oxygen, reduced flavin or flavoprotein as one donor, and incorporation of one atom of oxygen; iron ion binding. The record is from RefSeq and is a predicted model, not a curated record. The coding region runs from base 87 to 1610 and encodes 507 amino acids. Gene Ontology annotation, cellular component: cytoplasm; intracellular membrane-bounded organelle. The transcript has 4 exons. Lineage: Eukaryota; Metazoa; Mollusca; Gastropoda; Lepetellida; Haliotidae.
ACGUCACAUGAGCGUUUUCUAUAAGGUUGCGUGAGCGACAAGAGAAGUCAGUUUUCAGUGGGUGGAGAUCACAAACGACAGCCAGUAUGGUUAGCUCCAGCUCUGCUGCAAUAUUUGCUGCCAUAGCAUCACUGACGGGACUGUUGAUGUUUAAUACAUCUCUGAUACUGGUGUUCAUCAAUGUAGCACUUAUUCUAUGGCUGUCAACGCGGCGUCCUCCUGGUCUUCCCCCUGGUCCCCCUCUUCUUCCGUUCGUGGGCAACGUCUUGUCCAUUGAUGCCGACAUCAGGGUAACAUUCAGCAAACUGCGGCGUCAGUAUGGAAACAUCUUCAGCGUGUACAUCUUCAAUCAGCCAGUCAUUGUCCUCAGUGGAUACAGUGCCAUUAAGGAGGCCCUCGUGAAGAAUGGUGACGUUUUCUCCGGAAGACCAAAAUCGUUUCUAACAGAUUUUUUCGCUCAAGGCAAAGGUAUAGGAGGGACCUCAGGCGCCCACUGGAAAGUACAAAGAAAAUUUGCAUUAACAACACUCAGAGAUUUUGGGAUGGGGAAGUCCCUUCUGGAGACCAAAAUACACAAUGAGUUGUCGGUCUUCCUUAAAGCACUCGAGAAAAAGGGUGGACAUGUUUUCGACUGCAAACGACUCGUGCACAACGCCGUGUCUAAUAUCAUUUGUGCUGUUUGUUUGGGGAAGCAGUUUGAGUAUGAUGAUCCACGGUUUGUCAAAUUCUUAAAAGCUACAGAGAAUAUUUUGGACCUACUCGGGGGAGCAAGUACACUGAAUUUAUUUCCAAUUGUAAGGUUUAUCCCAGGAGAUUUUUUCAAUUUUAAAAAAAUGAUGCAGAGUAUGGAAACAAUUGAGAAAGGUGAAAUUGAAAAGGAUAUUGAGGAACACUUGAAGAGUUACGACGAAGACAAUGUGGACGAUUUCAUCACAGCUUACAUCAAGGAAAUGAAACUUCGUGGAAGCGACGACACGUUUGAUAAACUUCACCUGGAGAAAACUGUCAGAGAUUUAUUCAUAGGCGGAACUGAGACCACUGCCACCACCAUCCGCUGGACUCUCCUUUACUUCCUCCACAACCCCGACGUUCAGGAGAAGUGUUUCAGGGAGAUACAGGACAACAUCGGGCAAAGCAGACUUCCCACCAUGAAGGACAAGACUAGUCUUCCCUACGUCGAAGCCACCAUCAGUGAGAUAAUGAGAUGUUCAGACAUAGCUCCACUUGCAGCUCCCCACACUGUACCUCACGACAUCCAGUUUCAGGGCUACACGUUUCCAAAGGGCGUGACUGUCCUGCCAAAUUUGGACUCGGUUCUACAAGAUCCAGCCGAGUGGGGUGAUCCCCAAAACUUCAGACCUGAACGAUUCCUAGAUGAUGAAGGGAAGUAUCUGAAGAAAGAAGAAUUCAUCCCCUUCUCUAUGGGUCGCAGAUUGUGUCUCGGAGAAUCUUUGGCCCGGAUGGAAUUGUUCCUGUUCUUGGUUGCUAUGAUACAGAGGUUCCAGUUCCUCCCAGACAAGGGACCGUUAGCUCCCUUGAAAGGAAAAUUGGGUCUUACCUAUUGCCCUCCCGCCUUUUCGAUUCGGGCUGUACAAAGGAUAUGUGAAUGAAUUUGUUCGAUGUCAGUUAAAGAUGUUUCAAAGAUUU